Messenger RNA from Penicillium alfredii, 537 nucleotides. RefSeq lists its product as uncharacterized. The record is from RefSeq and is a predicted model, not a curated record. The transcript is spliced from 2 exons. Gene Ontology annotation, biological process: autophagy of mitochondrion. The coding region runs from base 1 to 537 and encodes 178 amino acids. Gene Ontology annotation, cellular component: mitochondrial outer membrane. NCBI's taxonomy places the organism in Eukaryota, Fungi, Ascomycota, Eurotiomycetes, Eurotiales, Aspergillaceae.
AUGGCCUUCUCCCUCUUCACCUCCCCACCCUCCACAAUCCUCCGCCUCGGCCUCGGUCUAGGCGCGGGCCUCUCCGCCGCAACCUUCCACCCACUCUCACCCUUCCGCUCCGCGCCCCUGCAAUGCCAGUACAGCGCGCCCUACUACCGACCCGAGUCCGCGACCAGCACCGAAACCGGCUGGGCCGUCAACGCCAACGACCCUAUUCUCCAGAAGCAGGGCCGCACGAGGGCCGGCGGCUCCGCGGGUCAUGGGCUCUUGACGGCGCGGAAUCUGCGCCAAGUGAGUCUGGGGAGUAUGUUGGGGCUUGUGGCGGGCGUGGGGUUGCGCGCUGUUUCACGGGUUCUGGUGGUUGUUCUGGGGAUGGGGGUUGUACUGGUUGAGUGGGCGGCAUCUAAAGGCUACAAUAUCCUUCCCUUGAACCGGUUGCAACGCUACAUCAAGAAUGUCGACUUGCGCCGCGCCAUGUCCGAGCACCGGCCGUUCAAGGUCAGCUUCGGGGCGAUGAUGGCGCUGGCAGCAUUUGGAGAGUUCUAA